This is a messenger RNA of Debaryomyces fabryi, 1710 nucleotides long. RefSeq lists its product as uncharacterized. Gene Ontology annotation, cellular component: lipid droplet. Lineage: Eukaryota; Fungi; Ascomycota; Pichiomycetes; Serinales; Debaryomycetaceae. The transcript has a single exon. The record is from RefSeq and is a predicted model, not a curated record. The coding region runs from base 1 to 1710 and encodes 569 amino acids.
AUGACAGCAUCCGAGCCCCUUUCUAAGCUCAAUAGUAUCACGUCGGAUAGCUUCGAGUACAAGCCUUCGAAAGUGGUUGCUCUUUUCCUAAUAAAUUUUGAUGUGAGGCGUGGCUAUCAACUAGUAUGGUCUAAGCAAGUCAAAGGUCGACCACCCAUUGAAUUGAAUGGUUUAGAUUAUAAAGUCUUACCAUCGGGGAUACAGGAACAUGAUAAUAGUACAGUUUUCAUAAGUCAUUCUUGCGAAAAUACAGUGUACUACGGGUUAGGAAGAUUUCGUCAAAAGAUAGUGGAUGCUAAUAAUGAGACAAGUCAAAUUAACCGAGAUGAUGUUAAAAUGUAUUCCUUAGGGAUUCUUUGUGAAUCCACACCUAAUCCCAUGUGGAGAUCUAACGAAUUCAUUAAUAACGGUUGGGAAUACAUUGAUAGGUUAGAUAGUGGCCUUGAGAAGUUCCUCAAGGGAAAUGUUUAUGACAACUUUGCCAUAUUUGAUGAAGUUUUCGAUAAUGUGACAAAUACACAUUUGAGAGUGGGAAAGCCCAAUGUCAACAUUAACAAUCACCUUCUAAGCAAAUUGCCCUUAAUGUUCCAGUCAUUAGGUCCAUUAGUAUUUUCAUUAUUUAAACAAUGCUUAUUACGCAAGAAGAUAUUAAUAUUUCAUCAAAAUCAUAGCAAAAUCGAUAAUUUCAGUCUGGGUGCCUUUACAUACUUAUUAUCCCUAUUAUCGGCAGUACCCAAUGAUAUGAAGAUCUAUAGUGAUGCAUUGACAUACUCACAGCCCUUAUAUAACAUUGGAUUAAAUGACUUGAAUAGCUCGUUGCUUGGAUUACCAGCAACUAUAGCUACAACGAAUGAUGAUAUAUUGAUGUACCAGAAAGACCUUUAUGACUACGCGUUAUUUUUGCCUAACGAAGAGUAUGGGAAUUCAUAUAUCCUAAAAUCAGACACGAUAGUGAACAGCAUGAAAAGUCCCUUAGACUUCCUUAACCAAAGAGUUAAAGCUACUCUCAAGGAUUACCAUAAAUUCAAGUUAAUAUAUAAGCAAUUGUUAACGAGAACCCGCAGCCACACAACGAAUGCGUCGACGGAUGACUUGGCCUCAAUUAAGACAUCUAAUUCAAAUGUCUCAUCUAGAGGCUGGGGAUUUAGCUCCCAAAAGGAUGAGGCAUACUUGGAAGCAGAACCUACCUGGUGGUUAGACUCUGCUACCUGCCCCAUUUCAUGGAGAGAAUAUGUUUGGUCUGCAUUUUCGUGGUUUGCAUCUGCUGGUACAGUUAGCGAAGAUUCAAAUACGUUAGAAACUAACGAUGAUCAUCCAUCAAGACCAAUCAACAAUGACGAGUCUGCCCUUAAUGAGGAGGAUUCCAGGCGCAAAUUGAUCCAACUAGUGGAGAUCAUUGGUCGUUUCCAUAUGCUCUCCAAGAAAUGGUUCUACUUAAUGAACGAAAUUAUCCGAGAAGAAUUAGAUGAACAAUCUCAAGUGAGUGAAUCUACAUUUACACAAUCAGACCCUAAUGGACCAUUAUUGGCGAAUAUUGACGAAUGUUCCAAGAUAAGUAUUGAAUUGACCUACCAAGACAUUAUUGAUAUGGAAUUAGAUCCGUACUCGGAGCAAGAUUUACAAUUUGUCAAAGACUUUGUAUUACUUUACUGGGGAUCAGUAGUUACAAAUGUAGAGAUUGGUAUCGGACUAAGUGGCAUUUGUUGUUAA